Drosophila sulfurigaster albostrigata is the source of this 2185-nucleotide messenger RNA. RefSeq names its product DNA-binding protein Ets97D (gene Ets97D). Gene Ontology annotation, molecular function: sequence-specific DNA binding; DNA-binding transcription factor activity, RNA polymerase II-specific. Gene Ontology annotation, cellular component: nucleus. The record is from RefSeq and is a predicted model, not a curated record. The coding region runs from base 87 to 1472 and encodes 461 amino acids. NCBI's taxonomy places the organism in Eukaryota, Metazoa, Arthropoda, Insecta, Diptera, Drosophilidae. The transcript is spliced from 5 exons. Gene Ontology annotation, biological process: regulation of transcription by RNA polymerase II; cell differentiation.
UGCUAGAAUCUGGACACAUUCUGAUUGUUUGGCAAAUAAGACGCACGGAAUUUGUUAAAAUCGCUGUAAAUUGUAAACAAUUAAUUAUGGAAGGCAACCACGACCUGUCCGAUGAGUUAAUACGGCGCCUAAGCUCAGGUGGUCUCGAAGAAGUGAUGGCAAGUGAAAUCUUUGAGGAAACAAACAUCUAUGAGGAUGGGAAUGAUGUGGAAAACGAACCCGACGACAUUAUCAUUGUGCACAUGGACAUCCGGGAACCGUUGAGCACGCUGAAAAAGCUGGUGGAGCAAAAGAUUGGCGUGGAGUUGCAUUACUACACAUUCUGCCUGCAGGAUGCACAGGAGCUAGAGCCGCACAAAAAUCUGGUCGAUCAAUGCGUCAAGGGCGAGGGAUUGGUUCAGAUCAAUGUACAAAUCCAAACGAUACGCAAGAAGAUCAAUAUUGCGGACGUGCUGAAGCCCACAGAAGCAGCGCUGGCCACGCUAGCCAUCGAGGAAGCUUCACAACCGCAUCUGCAGGACAGCGACAAGAGCUCGACAAGCGAUAGUCCAAGCAAAGCUUCCAAAAAAAACAAAAGAGAUGACGAUAAGGAUGCGGAUGGCGAGGUGACGAAGCCGGUGCUCAACUGGGUGCUCGAUAGCAAAUUCAAGCGUGAGCAAAUACGCCUCAAAAUACCCGAAGCAGUCAGUGAAUGGUCGCAGGCACAUGUUGCUCAUUGGUUGGAAUGGGCUAUUAAGGAAUUUGAGCUGCGUGAUCUUAACGUGGAUGCGUGGUAUAUUAAUGGACAAGCGUUAUGUGCCAUGACGCACGAGGAGUUCAGUCGCAAGCUGCCGCGUGAUCCGGGUAAUGUGUUCUGGACACAUUUACAGCUGCUCAAGGAGUGCAACUUUGUUUCUGUGGUGCACAAGCAGGCGGAGGAAUUGCGCAAACCCAAGCAAGCGAAACCAGCGGGCACAAUGUCAGCGACAACGACGAGCACAGGAGGCCUGGAGCAGCGUAUUAUGCGUAAAUCAUAUCAGAGUGUUAAAAGCAAUGACUCCUCGGAGAGUUCGCCGGCACCGCAGAGUCCCAGUCAUCACAACAGCAUUGGUUCGGGGAACAAUGGCCAGGUGCAGCUGUGGCAAUUUCUGCUCGAAAUACUCACGGACAGCGAGCACACGGACAUCAUUGAAUGGGUGGGCACCGAUGGCGAGUUCAAGCUGAGCGAUCCGGAUCGUGUGGCACGCCUUUGGGGCGAGAAGAAGAACAAACCCGCCAUGAACUAUGAGAAGUUGUCGCGUGCGUUGCGUUACUAUUACGAUGGCGACAUGAUAUCCAAGGUGUCGGGCAAGCGGUUUGCCUACAAGUUCGACUGUGAUCUAAAGCUGCUAAUUGGCUACGAUGCCUGCGAGUUGUCACGCUUGGUGAACGAGCGCAAAUGGACAGAUCAUCUGCAGACGACACGCAAGGAGGCCAGCAAUGAGGCAACAUGACCUGACGACGAUGACGACAUCGACAUCAAGAAGCAGGAUCCCAGCAUUCUAUGGAAAUACGAAGCGCCUUAGCGACAGCUGAAACUGUUGUUAGUUAUUAGUGUAGAUCAAUAAGACAUUUGUAGAGUUUCGACUUAAGCACAACAUAUUUUUUAUUGUUCAUAUAAUGUACUACUAUGGUAUAUAUAUGUGUGUGUGUGUUGUAUUCAUAUUCACUAAGCAUUAUAAUCUCUAUAAAUAUCAUAUACAUAUGGUAGGUACUAUAAGUUAUGAUAAGACAUAUUCAUUAGCUCCUAGCUCUCGAUACAUAUAUGUAAUUUGUUCAUUGUUUACAUCGUUACAUGAUUUUGUUGGCGAUUUUUUGUAAAAUCCAUAAAAAAAAUUCAAUUCAUUUCACGCGAUAUUCAUAAACUCUCUUUCUGUGAUUUUACUUGACUAGUUCGCUCUCUAGGCUAGACACUACUAACUAACUAACUAAUUUUAGUUAUAGUUAUACAAGUGUACUAAACUAAACUAAACGUUAACAUUUAGCGACUCGUUAUCUAAAUGUGCGUCUCAGUUUUCAUUUCAUGAUGAUGAUGGCCUGACGGAAUGUGGUCAACUUUGUGUGUGUUUCGCUGAUCAGAUCGCUGCACAUUUGUGUUGUUGUGUAGCGACGACAGCUGCGUUUUUUGUGCUAGGAUUAAUACUUCGGAUUAAAGUUAAGAUUAACA